AUGCUGCUGCUCUCUUUUGCUUCGUCGCACUGCUAUCUAUCCCAGCUUUCUGUUCUCUCAGCCCCAUCCCCAAACGAUCCCGGCGUCGACCUCUGCACCCAAACCGUCCUCGAACCUGGCCACACCGCGAUCACGAUCCUCCUGCCACGCGUCAGUUAUGCCAGACCCCUGGUGGGGCUCGAUCCUGCGCCGUGUCAUCCCAGCUCUGCGAGAGCAGACUCAGAUCCGUCUCGGGAAGAGCCUCAGACGUCGCGCAAGCUCAUCCUGCGCAAGCGCACGACCUCCCCGUACCAAGUCAAGCUCCCGAUGAAGGACCGGUUCCGCGUACCGAACAAGAAGCCCCAGCCGGCCUCCCUCCGGCCCACCGUCCCAGCCGUCCUGCAAUCCUCCGCUAGUCGUCUGAACGCACAAGCGUCCUCCCUGUCGCUCUGUCACCCCCCGCCCGCGGUCAAAAGGCCCGGCGCGAACGCUGGUCUCGCGCAGGCGAACAGGAUGUUGGAGGAGAUGCGGCAGAACGCUUCCCACAAGCCCACACCCGCGCUCGCGACCUAUCCCUCCUUUACGCUGCCGGCGGUCGAUACGUGGACGGAGCUCAAUCGCGACCUGCACGAUGCCCUGCUCGACUUCUCGGACGUAGACACGACCCAGUCUCGCUGUGUCUGGCCGCCGGCGGCACCUGUUCCGAUGCUGUUUGACCCAUGGGUUCUGUGA
Messenger RNA from Epithele typhae, 711 nucleotides. RefSeq lists its product as uncharacterized. The transcript has 2 exons. The record is from RefSeq and is a predicted model, not a curated record. NCBI's taxonomy places the organism in Eukaryota, Fungi, Basidiomycota, Agaricomycetes, Polyporales, Epitheliaceae. The coding region runs from base 1 to 711 and encodes 236 amino acids.